AUGUGGAGCAAACGCUGCGUCUUGGCGCUGAUCGCCAGCUGCGUCUUGUGGCUGGCGCUGGCCACCAGAGAGGCUGCCGGCGAGACGAGAAUCGAGGUGGACGAGCACGGGGACGAGUACGAACUGAAGCGAUUCCACAUCCAGGGCCGACAGCUGAACGGGAAUGGCAGCAAGUCGCAGUGCGUGGUGACCAGGCGGAAGCGGGCCAGCGGUCGCUCCUUGGCCCUGGCCGGGCCCAGUGUCUCGGUCAGCUCGCAGCAGCUUAGCCUGAGCGCGGUGCCGGCGCCCGUGGAGCAUCGGGAGGCGGUGCUGCAGCUGGAGCAGGAGCCGGGCAGCAAGCGUCGCUAUGUGGCGCUGGCGGCGGUGCAGCUGGAGGAGGAUGACGAGGACGAGGACGAUGAGGAUGAGGAGGAUGAUGAUGAGGAGGUGGAGGAGGACGAGGCGGAGCAACAGGAACAGCUGGCUAAUGAUGAUGAACAGCAGCCGGAGCAGGUGCAGCUGCAGCUGCAGGUGCAGGAGCAGCCGGUGGCCGCCAUCCAGCAGCACCAGCAGCAGCAGAAACAGUUCUCCGGGCAGAACUCCAGCCCCUUUGUGGGCGCCAGCUUUACCCAGGCUGUGCCCGGCGGCGUCAGCGUGGUUGCCAAUGCGGCCACACACGCCAAUGUGGGCGGGGAUGCGGGCAUCGUUGUGGUCGAAUCGCAGCAGCCGCCCAAGGUGAAUCCCAACACGCACGCGGUCUUCGAGCUGAAGCCCCUGACGCCGCUGAAGCAGACGGAAUUUGUCUACUACGGUGAGGAUCUGGAUCUGGAUGAGGAUGAGAAUGAGGAUGAGGAUGGGGGCGACGAUAGCUUCUACUACGGCGAUCGCUACCAGGGCGUGGGCCUCUACGAUGAGUACGAGCACUUCAUAACCGAGGACAGUCCCGUCAGCACCUCGGCCAUUUGGAGCACGGGCGGCGACGAUGACGAUAUCCAUCCCGUCAUAAAUGAGCCCAAUCAGCGUCCAGUGGAGACCAAGAAGAAGAAGAAGAAGCAGCAGCAGCAGGUGAAGCGCAGAAAGAGCGGACAGAAGAGAAAGCAGCAGCAGCAGCAGGAGCUGGAGAAGGAGAAGGAGAAGAAGAAGCGGCGACCGGCAGAGCAGACGCUGGCAGAACUGGAGCAGCAGCAGAUCAAGAGGAAGCAGCAGCAGCAGCAGCAGAGCGUCAGCAGCGCUGCGGACAAGCCAAAGCCCGCCAAGAAGAAGCCAGCCAGCAGCAGCAGCAGCAGCAGCUCCUCCUCCUCCUCCUCACCCGUCAAGCGGCGCAAGACCAAGCCCAGUCAGAAGAAGAAGAAGAAGAAGAGCAGACCGAGCAGCUCUGUUAACAAGCGCCGCCGUCCCAGCAGCAGCAGCAGCAGCAGCAGCGGCAGCAGCAGCGACUACAGCUACAGCGACACGAUGGGCGGCUAUAGACGCCGCCGGCCGCAGCAGACGACGGAGGCGCAGCGUCGCCGCCGGCUGCAGCAGAAGCGUCGCCGCCAGCAGCUGCAGCGCCGUCGACGUCGCCGCAACAAGAUACGCAACCAGAACAUCAACGGCGUCGGCGCCGGCGUCGGCUAUCGUCGUGAAUACUUCGGCGACGAGCCGAUCGUCAAUUGCAUCUACAUCAACAAGGAUCCGCCGACGACGACGACGACAACGACGCCGCGUCCCUUCUGGAAUCUGCUGGGACGCGGCGCGGCCGCGGACGCCGCCGCGGAGCAGACGCUGCGUCGCCGCAGCGGCGUAUUCGGGCAGCGCAAGCGCACAAAUCUCAAAUUUGUGGCCUAA
Messenger RNA from Drosophila montana, 1806 nucleotides. Its product is annotated as probable serine/threonine-protein kinase kinX. Lineage: Eukaryota; Metazoa; Arthropoda; Insecta; Diptera; Drosophilidae. The record is from RefSeq and is a predicted model, not a curated record.